This is a messenger RNA of Fukomys damarensis (Damara mole-rat), 4735 nucleotides long. RefSeq names its product WW domain containing transcription regulator 1 (gene Wwtr1). The record is from RefSeq and is a predicted model, not a curated record. Gene Ontology annotation, molecular function: transcription corepressor activity; transcription coactivator activity; protein binding. The transcript is spliced from 9 exons. NCBI's taxonomy places the organism in Eukaryota, Metazoa, Chordata, Mammalia, Rodentia, Bathyergidae. Gene Ontology annotation, cellular component: cytoplasm; nucleus. Gene Ontology annotation, biological process: positive regulation of transcription by RNA polymerase II; hippo signaling. Bases 175 to 1326 code for a protein of 383 amino acids.
UGACCCGGGAGCGGCGUGCUUGAGGCCUGAGGAGGCCUGCGCUGUGGGGCUGUGCAGAUUUACCAGCGGCGCGCAGUGCCACGUUCUCGCUUCUCACACGGGAGGGGAGAAAGCGGUGCCGGUUGAGAGAUUCUCAGAGCGGAGAGAGUCCAACUCCGGUGGCUGAAGACGGAAAUGGAUGAAGAAGAGAAAUUACCAGAGAUGGUUUUGGAGGUCUUCAGUGACACCUGUUCGCACAGUGCCACCCAAACAGUAUCGAAGAUGAAUCCGUCCUCAGCGCCCCCUCCGCUCCCGCCGCCCGGGCAGCAAGUGAUCCACGUCACGCAGGACCUCGACACGGAUCUCGAAGCCCUCUUCAACUCUGUCAUGAACCCCAAGCCCAGCUCGUGGCGGAAGAAGAUCCUGCCGGAGUCCUUCUUCAAGGAGCCGGAUUCGGGCUCGCACUCGCGCCAGUCCAGUACCGACUCGUCGGGCGGCCACCCGGGGCCCAGGCUGGCCGGCGGCGCCCAGCACGAUAUGACCUUCACGGCCACUGGCCAGAGGUACUUCCUCAAUCACAUAGAAAAAAUCACCACAUGGCAAGACCCUAGGAAGGCGAUGAAUCAGCCCCUGAGUCAUCUGAGCCUCCACCCUGCCGUCACCUCCACAGCAGUGCCUCAGAGGGCCAUGGCCGUGUCCCAGCCAAACCUGGUGAUCAAUCACCAACAUCAGCAGCAGAUGGCACCCAGCACCCUGAGCCCGCAGAAUCACCCUGCUCAGAACCCGUCAGCAGGGCUCAUGAGUCUGCCCAAUGCGCUCACCACUCAGCAGCAGCAGCAGCAGAAACUGCGGCUCCAGAGGAUCCAGAUGGAGAGAGAGAGGAUCAGAAUGCGCCAAGAGGAGCUCAUGCGGCAGGAAGCUGCCCUCUGCAGACAGCUCCCCAUGGAAGCAGAGACCAUGGCCACCGUCCAGGCUGCUGUCAACCCGCCCACCAUGACCCCAGACAUGAGAUCCAUCACCAAUAAUAGCUCAGACCCUUUCCUCAACGGAGGGCCCUACCAUUCAAGGGAACAGAGCACGGACAGUGGCCUGGGCUUGGGGUGCUACAGUGUCCCCACAACUCCGGAGGACUUCCUCAGCAAUGUGGAUGAGAUGGAUACAGGAGAAAAUGCAGGUCAGACACCAAUGAACAUCAACCAUCAGCAGACCCGCUUCCCUGAUUUCCUUGACUGUCUUCCGGGAACGAACGUUGACCUAGGAACUUUGGAAUCUGAAGAUCUGAUCCCCCUCUUCAACGAUGUAGAGUCUGCUCUGAACAAAAGUGAGCCCUUUCAGACCUGGCUGUAGUCACUGCCAUUGUAAGUGGGGAGCAGCCAUGACCUGACAUUUCCUGGGCCUCUUGAAAAAAGUGACGGAGCAGAGAAGGUCUGCAGGUGCAUCACUUCCUGCCUCCGUGACGCAUGCGCCCUCUUUUCCAUGUGGCCAGUUUAGUCUUUGCCUGGUUUUGAUUGACAGCAACUUAAGUUACACAUAAAAUAUUCUGUCUUCAUUUUCCGCAGUCCUGCAUUCCCACAAUAAGAUGAUGCAGAAUCGGGUCUACAGAAUUACUUUUUUCUCUCUGCUGCCCCAUGGCUAAGCUUUAUUGUGGGUGUUAGUUGACAUUUAUACAGCAAUAUAUUGUGAACCAUAAAAAGCUGACCAUGGGUAGUAAAUCUGGAUGCACAGCUUGGUGCAGGAAAUGUGCACAAAAUCAGACCUGAUUUACAUUUUCAAAACUGUAUUGAUGACAGUAGUACCCAAUGCUUUAAAACCUAUUUAACUUGAGCUUUAAAAAUCAUUGUAUGGAUAGUAACAUUCUGCUGUACGGAAUACAUUGUAGUUCGGAAUCCAUGCUAGCUCUGAUGGCUCUUAUACUCUGUAUUUACAAAGGCACAGACAGUUCUCUUGUAGUUUAUUUUUCAUUGUUUUACUGCAUAGCCUCUAGACAACUUAGUCCUUCCAGCGGGAGAGUAGCAGCAGCAGUAGAAUUCUUACCUAGCGAUCUUGUGAAAGAGACCAGUUUGUACUAAUGAUGAAUAUUUACGGAACAAAACUUUUUUUGAAUUGCAACACGGAUUUGUUAACAAUGCAACUUAGGGUUUGAUGUUUAUUUAGAAAACACUGUUAUUUUUAUAGGUGCUGACAAAGGACAGCCAAAUGUUUUUGAUAAAUCAGUGGCAACUGUAUCUGUGUCUUUUGAAACUAUUCUAAAGACUUUGGGACUUCAGCCCGAUGGCACAUGCAAUAAGCUGUUGCUUUUCAAAUUCUGAAGCCCUGUCAAUUUCGCUUUCAAGAUUUCCAGUGUUUAAAAUGAGCCUAUCUGUGAAACUGAAGGAUGAAGCUGAUCUCUGACUGGCUUGUAACAAAAAUGCCCUCUGAGGGCCUAUGGUGGAGACGUGUUUCUGAACGCAGUAAAAUUGAUUCCUAAGUAUAUUACCCUAACCAUGUUUUCUACAGUCGGUAUAUAAAGACAUGAGUUGGGCUGGGGAUAGUUCAGUGGUGCCACCACCUGCCUUGCAAGUGCAAGGUCUCAAGUUCGAUCUCCAGUACCAAUAAAUUUUUAAAAAUAAAAAUAAAUAAAAAAGGCAUGAGCUAUGUAUUCAAUACCUCUUAUGUAACCAAAAACAUUACUAGCUUUAAGGACUGAGAGAACAUGCUGUUCCCCUGGCAUGCAGUCUACCUGCAUUGCCCAUGAAGUCCUCAACUGUUUAAUAUUUUGAAUGACAUUAUUUAUAAUCUAUGAAUUUAACAUUAAAAAAAACUUUAAUAAUCCAGGUCUCUGAGAGGAACCAUUCAAUUCCCAUGGGGUGGGGGUUGCUGAUGACCUUAACGAAGAUCCUUUUGAUUUAUCAGAAUAUAGAUGUACAGACUACAUUUGAUCUUAUUGAAAAGAAGGCACGUGAAAAGGUCAGAGGUGAAGUAGUGACGUUAUGGGAUAUAAUGGGAGGGAUACUAGUUGUGAAAUGGAACCAGACAAGGGGUAGUAGCACCCCAAUAGCAAGACAAGCAGGAGGAGUGAGAGGUGACCCUGAAAGAGCAAAGCAACAGUUUUCUACUGCAACUGUCAUAGCAAAUGACUCUUGUAGAAGGAAACAGGGCUUUGGUACGCUUCACGUGGGAGAAGAGGCAAGGGCGGGGCUGUGGUAGCCUGUCCACACCGUAGCUGAACAACAAGCAGACAAGAGCAGGACCUGCUGUUGUUUCCAGCAUGCCCAAGUGAUUUCUCUCUCCCGAAGGACACACGGUUUAUGUUCCACUAAUUCCUUUUGCUCUCUCAAGCACUCUGAGAGGGUGAAGGUAGAUGUUUAUAUUGCUACUAAAUUGAAAGGGAGCAUUUUUUUUUUUUGUAAGCAAAAAUUGCAAAAAGAGUUGUACAUUCUAAGGAAAAGAAAGGGACCUAACAAAACUCAGCAGUGUUACUGUAUUUUUAAAAAAUAUUUUUAUAGAUGCAUUUUUAGGUAAUUAAAUGUAAGAGAAAGGGAUUACCCCCCCCUUUUAAGCAGUUAAAUCAUUGAUGAUUUAUAUCACCAACUUUUAGAAGUUAUUUUCUAGUAAGCUCAUGGCGUUAGAAAAUUCUAGAGUAAUUGUUUAGUGAAAUUAGUUGGAACAUUUAUUAAUGAAUAUAAUAAAUAUUUUUUCCAGAAUAAAAUAUGGAACCUAUUUGUUCAAUAAUAGAUAAAGGCAGGUAAUUUUUUGUCAUUUUUAAGGCCAUAAAAUACGGCUUUUGUUAACCAGCAUUCAAGCCUGAAAUCUAAAGUAAGAGCUUUUUGUUUUGUUUUGUUUUUCUCAGUGCUGGGGGUUGAACAACCUAGGGCACGUGCUAGGCAAGCAUUCUUUCACAGAGCUACGCCCCAGAUCUCAAGAGCAACUUCUAAAUGACCGUUUCCUAUCAUUGUGAGUGUUAAACCCCUCAGAAUUCAUGAUAAGGUGCUAUUUAUACUAUAUAUCCUAUUGUAAGACAACUGCAAGAUGCCUAGUCUUUGUAGUCCUACACCAGUCCGUUUUACCGUCUCCCCCCGAAAUUUCACUGUGCGAGAAGCAUAUUUGAAGAAGUGGUGUUGAAAAGGAAUUUCAGAGAUCUUUUAUUCAAGAUGUUUUCUUGUUUUUUGUUUUUUCCUGGUGAAAUACAUUUUCUUGUCCCAAAUCAAUUGUCCAAACCUUUUGGUGAUUUUGUUACAGCUCAGUCACAGUUAGCCCACAUGUCACUGUAGUAUCUGGGAUGUGAAGUGCCUUUUCUUUCACUGAUGACAAAGGACAUGGGAAACGUGGACGCUGCAGACACCUUAGUGUACCGUGGUGCUUUCGGCCCUGGAAGAACAGCGGUGCAGGAGGAGAAGGGUGUGCUGCAGUGGGGGACUGUGCUUGUGACUGGCGCCAUUCUCAUCGCACAGUUAGUAACUUCUGAAAGUACAAUGUGUAUUUGUUUUUAAUAAGCUGUUUUUAAAAAAGGAAAUUGUAAAUCCAUUUGAGCGGGAAAAUGGAUGAUUGACAGAGACCCUAACACUACAUCCUUUCUGUGCUAGUACUUUUAACUUUUUAAAGAAUUUACUUCUACAUUUUGUAAUAUGACAUAUGCGUGUUUAUUUUUAAUUUUGAAUGUUGUACGUACAGAAAGUAUGCAACCAAAUCAAUCAGAUCAAACUGUUUUACCUGGAGUUUGGUACUGGUUUUUAUUUCUCUGAUUCUGUAUAAGAAAAAUAAAUACAAUUGAGUUUCC